Messenger RNA from Quercus lobata, 1035 nucleotides. RefSeq lists its product as uncharacterized. The record is from RefSeq and is a predicted model, not a curated record. NCBI's taxonomy places the organism in Eukaryota, Viridiplantae, Streptophyta, Magnoliopsida, Fagales, Fagaceae. Bases 1 to 1035 code for a protein of 344 amino acids. The transcript is spliced from 3 exons.
AUGACUGAGCUCAUUCUUGUUGCGACAACAUUCUCCACUGCUGUUGCAACUUCUGCCAGAGGCCUUGGGCACAAAGUUGUCACUAGAAAGUCAAGGAGAUGCGCUUGCAAAUCCUGGCACUCGUACAUCACCAACUACCCCAAUUUCAUCUCCACCCGGUACCUGAAUAACUUGUGCUGCGAUCAUGGUUAUAUCAUACACGUGCCCAAGAACAAGACUAGGGCUCUUGACAGUCAAGUUUGUACAGUCUCUUGUGACCGCACUUUGGAAAAGAUAUCUGAGUUUAGAAUUCCCUUCACUUUUGAGUCUGGGUAUGCCUAUUUAGUGGGUUCAUGCAAUGGCCUUUUGUGUCUCACUGAUUCUUGGAGAUACUCUUUGGGUAAUAAUGCUAUAUACUUGUUGAACCCUAGUAUUAGAAAAUAUAAGAGGUUGCCUGGCACUUGUUUAAGCUACUCAGAUUGUUUUGAACUUGGAUUUGCGUACGAUUUCCAAAAUAAUGACUAUAAGGUUGUGAGGAUUUCACAGCCUUCUUCCAAACAUAUUUUUGAAGAAGUGGCAGGACAACCAAAGCCUAGUGAAAUGAUAUUGUCAUUCGAUGUCAAUAGCGAGAAAUUCAAAGAGCUACCACUCCCCAAAGACGAUUCAUUCAUACGAGGCGGUUUUGAGACAUGUCUUACGAUGUUCAAGGGGAAACUAGCUUUGAUUCAAUUUGGACUUGUACAACAAUAUGGUCCACAUGUCAUGCAAUAUUGGGUGAUGAGGGAGUAUGGUCUGCCUGAAUCUUGGAAGAAAUUUUGUGUUGUUCUAGUUGAAAGUCCUACCAAUUUCGUUGGUUUCACCAAGUAUGGUUCACUUUUAUUUCAAACCAAGAGUGAACCAAAGAAGGAAGAUAAGUUUGUUUUAGUUGACCCCAAAACUCAAUACAAAAAGGAUAAUAUUCACCUUAAAUACCCUUUAGAGGUAACUCUUUUAAAUUUAGCUACUUACAUGGAGAACAUUACCUUACUUGAUGAAGCAAAAGUAGUAUCUUACUAA